AUGAGCGUGGCCCUUUGGAUGGAUCUGGAGGAAAUAUUCUCGCUGCCGUUCGGCGUGGGGGAAAAGAUGAAGGACGCAGCUGAUGCCAUUCCCCGUGCGCGCCAAGGGGAUAACCAGGAGUACUUCUUGCCACCAAUUGCUCGCCCAAAGGUUCCCGCACGACACUACUUUGUCUUCGGGCCAGCGAUCGACACUUCUCUCGUUGACGAAAAGGAUCGCGGAACAUGUCAAGCGGCCUAUGAGCUGACGAAGUCGUGUGUGCGGGAAGGGAUAAGUUUGCUGCUUGAAUCUCGAAAACAAGACCCGUACAGAGAUGGCGCCAAGAGAUGGUUGUACGAGAGUGUCAUGAAGACGCAGGUGAUGCACAUGGUCGACUGUUGCUGCUUAGUCCUGUGUAUAACAAUGCAUGUAUGA
This is a messenger RNA of Ectocarpus siliculosus, 414 nucleotides long. The record is from the annotation of a GenBank genome assembly. NCBI's taxonomy places the organism in Eukaryota, Phaeophyceae, Ectocarpales, Ectocarpaceae.